This is a messenger RNA of Psilocybe cubensis, 3276 nucleotides long. RefSeq lists its product as uncharacterized. Gene Ontology annotation, molecular function: nuclear import signal receptor activity; small GTPase binding. The record is from RefSeq and is a predicted model, not a curated record. The coding region runs from base 1 to 3276 and encodes 1091 amino acids. Gene Ontology annotation, cellular component: nucleus; cytoplasm. Gene Ontology annotation, biological process: protein import into nucleus. The transcript has 15 exons. NCBI's taxonomy places the organism in Eukaryota, Fungi, Basidiomycota, Agaricomycetes, Agaricales, Agrocybaceae.
AUGGAUGUAUGCCUUCAGAUUACUCUCAGCACUAUAUCGACCAAGCUGAUCCUGUACGAUCUUCGCUACUCCAUCUCAUACUUCUGGAUCCUCAUCACAUCUACCUCCCAGGCUACUGCUCAGCUCAAUCAAGAUUUCUACAAGAGCCCUCAAUGCAUCCAGGCUCUUGGUCAAAUCCUCGCCAGUUCCCCCGAAGUUUCGGUUCGCCAACUCGCUGCUGUCGAGCUUAGAAAACGUGUAUCUCAAAAUAACAACCAUCUCUGGUUACAACUUUCCCCAGCCGAACGUGACAGCAUCAAGGCUAGCCUCCCUCAGCUCAUCUUAUCAGAGCAAAAUAAUCUUGUUCGUCACUCUGCUGCUCGUGUUGUUGCUGCCAUUGCUACCGUCGAAGUCGCCCAAGGCACAUGGAACGAACUUCUUCCAUGGUUGCACAGCACUUGCGUUUCGCAAAAUGUUGCGCACCGUGAAGUUGGAUCUUUUAUUCUAUUCACCGUUCUUGAAAGCAUUGUAGAGGGAUUCCAAUCACAUCUACCUGAGCUUUUCGAACUUUUUGCCUCGCUUUUGGCUGAUCCAGAGAGUAUCGAAGUUCGCAUCACGACCGUUAGGUCUCUCGGUGUUAUUGCGCAAUAUAUUGACGCUGAAGAUAAGACAGAACUUAAAGCCUUCCAGAGUCUUCUUCCAUCUAUGAUUCAAGUUAUUGGUCAAUCAGUCGAAACUAGUAAUGAAAGUGGCGCGAGACAAUUGUUCGACGUUUUGGAGACCCUUCUUAUUCUUGAAGUGCCUGUCCUCGGUAAACACAUCCCAGAACUGGUUGGUUUCCUCCUCCAGUGCGGUGGCAACCGCAACUUCGAUGCCGAGCUCCGUGUUCUCGCUCUCAAUGCCCUUAACUGGACCGUGCAGUACAAAAAAUCUAAAAUUCAAACUCAUAAUCUUGCAGCGUCCAUCUUGGCUGGGCUCAUGCCUAUCACAGCUGAAGAGGAGCCUGAGGAUAUUGACGAUGACGCUCCAUCUCGAUCCGCUCUUCGUAUCAUUGACGGUCUGGCCACAAAUCUUCCUCCCACCCAAGUCUUCCCCGCUCUUUGGACCGAAAUAGCCAAGUACUUCACUUCUCAGGAUCCCAGUCACCGACGUGGUGCAAUGCUUGCACUGGGUGUUUCCGUUGAAGGCUGCAGCGAGUACAUCACUCCUCUCAUGAAAGAUGUUUGGCCCAUCAUUGAGGCUGGUCUUGUUGAUGGAGAUGCCGGCGUCAGGAAAGCAACCUGUGUCGCUGUCAGCUGCCUGUGCGAAUGGUUGGAGGAUGAGUGUGCGUCCAAACAUGCCGCCUUGGUCCCUAGCAUAAUGAACCUAAUCAAUGAUCCCGCCACUCAGAAAACUGCUUGUACUGCUCUCGAUGCUCUUCUCGAAAUCUUACAAGACAAUAUUGAGCAAUACCUUGAACUCAUCAUGGAGCGUCUCAUCGGUCUUUUGGAGACCGCUCCGCUAUCAGUCAAGGCUGUUGUUACUGGUGCCAUCGGCAGUGCUGCGCAUGCCUCCAAGGGACGUUUCCUCAUGUACUUCGAACCCACCAUGAAGUACCUGGCUCAUUUCUUGACUCUCACUAAUGAGGGAGAGGAAAUCGAGCUCCGUGGUAUCACCAUGGAUGCUAUUGGAACAUUCUCUGAGGCCGUUGGCAAGGAGGUUUUCCGACCCUACUUCCCCCAGAUGAUGGCCCACGCUUUUGAGGGUUGCAAGAUGGGUAGUGCCCGCCUUCGCGAAUGCAGCUUCCUAUUUUUCGGAGUCAUGGCUCGCGUUUUCGGAGAAGAAUUUGCCCCUUAUCUUAGCCAGGUUGUCCCUCCUCUUCUCGAGAGCUGCAAACAAGCCGAACAGGGCGAAGACAACCUCGAGAUAUCCGUCGCCGAUGCCGCGUCUGCUUUCGCCUCUGGUUCCUCUCCAGCCAAUGCUAUCUCCGUUAGCGAAGAGCUUGAUGCCAACGGCAACCCGUCUGUCGAGAUUGAAGACCUUGAUCUUGACAAGAUGAUGGACGUCAAUAGCGCCAUUGCUGUUGAGAAAGAAAUCGCCGCAGACACCAUUGGCACACUCUUUGCUGCCACUCAGCUUCACUUCCUCCCAUACGUGGAAUCAUGUACCCUGGAGCUCAUUGCUCUUCUUCCUCAUUAUUACGAAGGCAUCAGGAAGAGCGCCACGGACUCUCUCUUAGAAAUCGUUAGAACCUUCUACGACCUUAGUGAACACGAUGAAUGGAUUCCUGGAGCCAACACUGGUCAUUUGAACAACCAAGUUUCUGAACUCAUAAAACAUGCCCUUGUGCCUCUCCUUGAGAUGUAUGAGACCGAAGACAACAAAUCUGUGGCUGCUUCUCUUUGCAUCGGUUUGGCUGAGACUAUCAACAAAAUUGGCCCGGGCUUUGUUCAAGGCCACUACGAAACCAUCUGCGGCAUUGCUAAGCAGAUUUUGGAACAGAAGGCAUUCUGCCAACAAGAUCCUGACCAAGAUGAUGAAGAAGAAGCACCCGAAGACCAGGCAGAGUAUGACUCAGUUUUGAUCUCUUCUGCUGGUGACCUUGUUUCUGCUUUGGCGAAUGCUGUGGGCCCCGACUUUACCCAGGCAUUUGGAACUUUCUUCCCCUUAGUAUCGAAGUACUACAAAAAGACUCGUUCGCUCAGCGACCGCUCAGCAGCCAUUGGAUGCCUUGCAGAGAUCAUCUCAGGAAUGAAAGGUGCUAUCAGCCCUUACACCUCUCAACUUUUCGAGCUCUUCGCUCGUGCUCUGAGCGAUCAUGAGAACGAGGUCCUCAGCAAUGCUGCCUUUGCCAUCGGUCUCCUUGUCGAAUACUCGGAAGUUGAUCUUUCUCCUCAAUACUACCAAAUACUUGGAGCCCUUCGCCCUCUGUUCAAUGUCACCCCCGAUUCUCCUGCCGCCAAACUCAACGCAAAGGACAAUGCCACAGGUGCAGUUGCCCGUCUUAUUCUCCGAAACACCAACGCUUUGCCCCUUGAUCAAGUUCUGCCCACCUUCGUCGACGCUCUGCCUUUGAAGAACGACUACCUGGAGAACCGCCCUGUAUUCCGCGCUCUCUUCCACCUCUUCAAGUCAUACGGCUCCGUUGUCUACCCUUAUAUGGAUCGUCUGUUGGCCGUCUUUGCGCACGUUUUAGCACCCGGAGAAGAUCAGAUUGGCGACGAAGUUCGCAAAGAACUAAUCCAUCUUAUUGCACUGAUUAACCAGGAAGAGCCAUCGAAGGUCUUGGCUGCUGGCCUCAACCAGUACCUGGUGUAG